Colletotrichum scovillei is the source of this 426-nucleotide messenger RNA. Its product is annotated as fasciclin domain-containing protein. The transcript is spliced from 2 exons. The record is from RefSeq and is a predicted model, not a curated record. Gene Ontology annotation, cellular component: fungal-type vacuole membrane. NCBI's taxonomy places the organism in Eukaryota, Fungi, Ascomycota, Sordariomycetes, Glomerellales, Glomerellaceae. Gene Ontology annotation, biological process: macroautophagy. The coding region runs from base 1 to 426 and encodes 141 amino acids.
AUGGAGCCUGCGGAUCUUGCGAGGAUUCUGCAGUAUCAUGUCCUUAUGAAUCAGGUCCGGUUCACCACAGGAGUGGCGACCAAGAUGGGCUAUAAGAGUCUGAUGGGCGAGAAGGUUUCGCUGCGGAAGGAAGAUACUACCGUCUUUGCCAAUUCUGCCAAGGUCACCAUCAAGGAUAUCAUCACCAGCGAUGGUGUUAUGCACGUCAUUGAUAGUGUCCUCAACCCAGCAUCACCCAAGUUGAGCCCGGGAACCUCGACGGCUGCCUUCCCCGGAGCAGUUCAAGCUGCUAAUGCCCCCUUCACUGACGGUGUCAAGCCGACUGCGAAUUUCACUCCGGCUGGGGCGAGUUCGAGAAGCUUUGAUGCCUCGCUCAAGUUUGCUAUGAUGGGGUUCAUGGGCUCUCUGGCUGUUGCGUACCUGUAA